Pan troglodytes (chimpanzee) is the source of this 3511-nucleotide messenger RNA. It is a transcript of the gene PAXIP1, whose product is annotated as PAX interacting protein 1. Gene Ontology annotation, cellular component: nucleus. The record is from RefSeq and is a predicted model, not a curated record. Gene Ontology annotation, biological process: positive regulation of transcription initiation by RNA polymerase II. The transcript has 22 exons. NCBI's taxonomy places the organism in Eukaryota, Metazoa, Chordata, Mammalia, Primates, Hominidae. The coding region runs from base 280 to 3342 and encodes 1020 amino acids.
GGGCCGCCGCGAUCAUGUCGGACCAGGCGCCCAAAGUUCCUGAGGAGAUGUUCAGGGAGGUCAAGUAUUACGCGGUGGGCGACAUCGACCCGCAGGUUAUUCAGCUUCUCAAGGCUGGAAAAGCGAAGGAAGUUUCCUACAAUGCACUAGCCUCACACAUAAUCUCAGAGGAUGGGGACAAUCCAGAGGUGGGAGAAGCUCGGGAAGUCUUUGACUUACCUGUUGUAAAGCCUUCUUGGGUGAUUCUGUCCGUUCAGUGUGGAACUCUUCUGCCAGUAAAUGGUUUUUCUCCAGAAUCAUGUCAGAUUUUUUUUGGAAUCACUGCCUGCCUUUCUCAGGGUGUUGAUACAAGCUGGAGCUCUUUGUUGGAGUCUUCCAGAGCUCUCCCAGGGAGAGGUAGGGAAGGGAGCUUGUCCAGCAGAAGUUGGGAAGCACAGAGAUCAUCUGCCUUCUUCUGACCCGGUGUCAUCUGAAGACAGAAGUGCCCUGUGGGCUUUGGUUACGUUCUAUGGGGGAGAUUGUCAGCUAACCCUCAAUAAGAAAUGCACGCAUUUGAUUGUUCCAGAGCCAAAGGGGGAGAAAUACGAAUGUGCUUUAAAGCGAGCAAGUAUUAAAAUUGUGACUCCUGACUGGGUUCUGGAUUGCAUAUCAGAGAAAACCAAAAAGGACGAAGCAUUUUAUCAUCCUCGUCUGAUUAUUUAUGAAGAGGAAGAAGAAGAAGAGGAGGAGGAAGUAGAAAAUGAGGAACAAGAUUCUCAGAAUGAGGGUAGUACAGAUGAGAAGUCAAGCCCUGCCAGCUCUCAAGAAGGGUCUCCUUCAGGUGACCAGCAGUUUUCACCUAAAUCCAACACUGAAAAAUCUAAAGGGGAAUUAAUGUUUGAUGAUUCUUCAGAUUCAUCACCGGAAAAACAGGAGAGAAAUUUAAACUGGACCCCGGCCGAAGUCCCACAGUUAGCUGCAGCAAAACGCAGGCUGCCUCAGGGAAAGGAGCCUGGGUUGAUUAACUUGUGUGCCAAUGUCCCACCCGUCCCAGGUAACAUUUUGCCCCCUGAGGUCCGGGGUAAUUUAAUGGCUGCUGGACAAAACCUCCAAAGUUCUGAAAGAUCAGAAAUGAUAGCUACCUGGAGUCCAGCUGUACGGACACUGAGGAAUAUUACUAAUAAUGCUGACAUUCAGCAGAUGAACCGGCCAUCAAAUGUAGCACAUAUCUUACAGACUCUUUCAGCACCUACGAAAAAUUUAGAACAGCAGGUGAAUCACAGCCAGCAGGGACAUACGAAUGCCAACGCAGUGCUGUUUAGCCAAGUGAAAGUGACUCCAGAGACACACAUGCUACAGCAGCAGCAGCAGGCCCAGCAGCAGCAGCAGCAGCACCCGGUUUUACACCUUCAGCCCCAGCAGAUAAUGCAGCUCCAGCAGCAGCAGCAGCAGCAGAUCUCUCAGCAACCUUACCCCCAGCAGCCACCGCAUCCAUUUUCACAGCAACAGCAGCAGCAGCAGCAAGCCCAUCCGCAUCAGUUUUCACAGCAACAGCUACAGUUUCCACAGCAACAGUUGCAUCCUCCACAGCAGCUGCAUCGCCCUCAGCAGCAGCUCCAGCCCUUUCAGCAGCAGCAUGCCCUGCAGCAGCAGUUCCAUCAGCUGCAGCAGCACCAGCUCCAGCAGCAGCAGCUCGCCCAGCUCCAGCAGCAGCACAGCCUGCUCCAGCAGCAGCAGCAACAGCAGAUUCAGCAGCAGCAGCUCCAGCGCAUGCACCAGCAGCAGCAGCAGCAGCAGAUGCAAAGUCAGACAGCGCCACACUUGAGUCAGACAUCACAGGCGCUGCAGCAUCAGGUUCCACCUCAGCAGCCCCCGCAGCAGCAGCAGCAACAGCAGCCACCACCACCGCCUCAGCAGCAUCAGCUUUUUGGACAUGAUCCAGCAGUGGAGAUUCCAGAAGAAGCCUUCUUAUUGGGAUGUGUGUUUGCAAUUGCGGAUUAUCCAGAGCAGAUGUCUGAUAAGCAACUGCUGGCCACCUGGAAAAGGAUAAUCCAGGCACAUGGCGGCACUGUUGACCCCACGUUCACGAGUCGAUGCACACACCUUCUCUGUGAGAGUCAAGUCAGCAGCGCGUAUGCACAGGCAAUAAGAGAAAGAAAGAGAUGUGUCACUGCACACUGGUUAAACACAGUCUUAAAGAAGAAGAAAAUGGUACCGCCGCACCGAGCCCUUCACUUCCCAGUGGCCUUCCCACCAGGAGGAAAGCCGUGUUCACAGCAUAUUAUUUCUGUGACUGGAUUUGUUGAUAGUGACAGAGAUGACCUAAAAUUAAUGGCUUAUUUGGCAGGUGCCAAAUAUACGGGUUAUCUAUGCCGCAGCAACACAGUCCUCAUCUGUAAAGAACCAACUGGUUUAAAGUAUGAAAAAGCCAAAGAGUGGAGGAUACCCUGUGUCAACGCCCAGUGGCUUGGCGACAUUCUUCUGGGAAACUUUGAGGCACUGAGGCAGAUUCAGUAUAGUCGCUACACGGCAUUCAGUCUGCAGGAUCCAUUUGCCCCUACCCAGCAUUUAGUUUUAAAUCUUUUAGAUGCUUGGAGAGUUCCCUUAAAAGUGUCUGCAGAGUUGUUGAUGAGUAUAAGACUACCUCCCAAACUGAAACAGAAUGAAGUAGCUAAUGUCCAGCCUUCUUCCAAAAGAGCCAGAAUUGAAGACGUACCACCUCCCACUAAAAAGCUAACUCCAGAAUUGACCCCUCUUGUGCUUUUCACUGGAUUCGAGCCUGUCCAGGUUCAACAGUAUAUUAAGAAGCUCUACAUUCUUGGUGGAGAGGUUGCGGAGUCUGCACAGAAGUGCACACACCUCAUUGCCAGCAAAGUGACUCGCACCGUGAAGUUCCUGACGGCGAUUUCUGUCGUGAAGCACAUAGUGACGCCAGAGUGGCUGGAAGAAUGCUUCAGGUGUCAGAAGUUCAUUGAUGAGCAGAACUACAUUCUCCGAGAUGCUGAGGCAGAAGUACUUUUCUCUUUCAGCUUGGAAGAAUCCUUAAAACGGGCACACGUUUCUCCACUCUUUAAGGCAAAAUAUUUUUACAUCACACCUGGAAUCUGCCCAAGUCUUUCCACUAUGAAGGCAAUUGUAGAGUGUGCAGGAGGAAAGGUGUUAUCCAAGCAGCCAUCUUUCCGGAAGCUCAUGGAGCACAAGCAGAACUCGAGUUUGUCGGAAAUAAUUUUAAUAUCCUGUGAAAAUGACCUUCAUUUAUGCCGAGAAUAUUUUGCCAGAGGCAUAGAUGUUCACAAUGCAGAGUUCGUUCUGACUGGAGUGCUCACUCAAACGCUGGACUAUGAAUCAUAUAAGUUUAACUGAUGGCGUCUAGGCUGCCGUGCAUGUCGACUCCUGUGGUGCGGGGCUGGCUGGCUGGCUGGCGAGGAGCUGCCGCGCUUCCUUCACAUGCUCUUGUUUUCCAGCUGCUUUCCUGGGGGAUCAGACUGUGAAGCAGGAAGACAGAUAUAAUAAAUAUACUGCAUCUUUUUAA